This is a messenger RNA of Drosophila ficusphila, 1208 nucleotides long. It is a transcript of the gene inc, whose product is annotated as BTB/POZ domain-containing protein KCTD5. The transcript is spliced from 5 exons. Gene Ontology annotation, cellular component: cytoplasm; Cul3-RING ubiquitin ligase complex. Gene Ontology annotation, biological process: protein homooligomerization; proteasome-mediated ubiquitin-dependent protein catabolic process. The coding region runs from base 456 to 1091 and encodes 211 amino acids. Lineage: Eukaryota; Metazoa; Arthropoda; Insecta; Diptera; Drosophilidae. Gene Ontology annotation, molecular function: cullin family protein binding. The record is from RefSeq and is a predicted model, not a curated record.
CAUCGAUUUUCGUUUCAUCUCUAUUCUAUUGUGCAUUACAUUUUCCUAGUUAACUAAAAAAAAAGUCCGAAAACAGCGAAAACGGCGCACCGUGAGUGACCCACAGCGGAAAGGCAGCAGACCACGCGACCACGAGCAGCGGAGCAGUAGCGACAGAGGCAAAGGCAGAGGCCAGACAUCCAGGCGCAAAGCAACGCAACAAACACGCGAGCAAGAGAAAAAGCAUGAGCUGAGGCUGAGAAUACGAUUUCCAUUGCAAGCGAAACAUAGGCCAGAGGGGAAAUUGGUGCACAAAAAGAGCGCCCAGAGGAACAGCCGAACAACCCCCUCCACUCCACAGCCAUAUCCACCCACCAGAGGGACGGAACCAGGAACCACUUGACCAGGACGGCGUCUUCUCCGCAGAAGCAGCGGAGCCAACAGCAUCCCAACUAGCGGAGCACCCCGGCAGCGCCAUGAGCACCGUGUUUAUCAACUCGCGCAAGAGCCCCAAUGUGCUAAAAAAGCAGGGCACCGACCAGUGGGUCAAGCUUAAUGUGGGUGGCACCUACUUCCUCACCACCAAGACGACGCUCUCCCGUGACCCAAAUUCCUUUCUCUCCCGCCUAAUUCAGGAGGACUGCGACUUAAUAUCGGAUCGGGACGAGACAGGCGCCUACUUGAUCGACAGAGACCCCAAAUACUUUGCACCCGUGCUUAAUUAUCUGCGCCACGGCAAGCUGGUGCUCGAUGGCGUCUCUGAGGAAGGUGUGCUGGAGGAGGCUGAGUUCUACAACGUGACACAGCUGAUAGCGCUGCUGAAGGAGUGCAUCCUGCACAGGGACCAGCGACCGCAUGCGGACAAGAAGCGCGUGUACCGUGUGCUGCAGUGCCGCGAGCAGGAGCUGACCCAGAUGAUCUCAACUCUGUCGGAUGGCUGGCGGUUCGAGCAGCUGAUCAGUAUGCAGUACAGCAACUACGGGCCCUUCGAAAACAAUGAGUUCCUGUGCGUGGUCUCCAAGGAGUGCGGCACGACGGCCGGUCGAGAGCUGGAGCUCAACGACCGGGCUAAGGUCCUGCAGCAGAAGGGAUCGCGAAUUCUUGGAAUUUAAACGAGCGAUAUAUUCACACGAAAUCCCUGAAUACUGAAACCGAACACCCCGUCAUUAACCUACAACAAGCAACUCAUUCCCAAUCAGAAACACCACAGCCACAUCGACCCAACACCA